AUGUCAGGGAAACGGGUCAUAGCAAUAUGUAUGUCUGGUGGGGAAUUCCAGACGGAGAAAGGCGGAUCACUGCUGUACAAAGGCGGCGAUGCUCACGCAAUUGACGUGGACGAGCAGAUGACAUUCAUAGACUUUAUCUCAGAAAUUGGGGAGAUGUUUAAUUGCGAUGUCAGGACAGUUUCUCUCAAAUACUUCCUCCCUGAUAACAAGAAGACGCUCAUCUCGAUAUCUAACGAUAAAGAUUUGAAACGAAUGAUCAAAUUUCACGAGAACUCAAACACUGCUGAUGUCUAUCUCUUACCCGAAGAAGCUGCUCCUGAGUUUUCAAACAUGCCGGCUAGCAGAUCAAGCAGAACAACAUUGUCUGAAGCGAUUCCCCCGGUUCCUAUGGACGACUUGAUAGAUGACACCAUGGGACCAGAAGAUCUUCCCAUCUCAAUCUCAGUCUCAGCUCCUCCCGCUGUAACUAUGGAGCAAGUCAUGGACCGAGCUGCUGAUGCACAGAUUGUUAUUAAUCCAUCCGAUAUGAUGUCAGCGAUUGUUGAAGUCCCGAAUCCGAAAGGAGAUAUUCUCACGAAGGCAAGAACACAGCAGUGGCAGAACACAAUCACAGGAGUGGGUCAAAGGUUUAAAAACGUUGGGGAGUUCCGUGAAGCGCUGCGGAAAUACGCCAUUGCAAAUCAGUUUGGAUUCCGCUACAAAAAGAACGAUAGCCACCGAGUGACAGUUAAAUGUAAAGCCGAAGGUUGUCCUUGGAGGAUCCAUGCUUCAAGGCUAUCAACAACUCAGCUGAUCUGUAUCAAGAAAAUGAAUCCAGCACAUACUUGUGAAGGUGCGGGUGGGAUUAAUGGGCUUCAGACGAGUAGAAGCUGGGUUGCUAGCAUCAUCAAGGAGAAGCUGAAAGUUUUUCCUAACUAUAAACCAAAAGACAUUGUCAGUGACAUCAAGGAAGAGUAUGGGAUUCAGCUGAAUUACUUUCAGGCAUGGCGUGGUAAAGAGAUUGCAAGAGAGCAGCUUCAAGGAUCUUACAAGGAUGGUUACAAACAGCUCCCGCUCUUCUGCGAGAAGAUAAUGGAAAGCAAUCCGGGCAGUCUCGCUACGUUCACGACAAAGGAAGAUUCAAGUUUUCACCGUGUUUUUGUUUCGUUUCACGCCUCAGUUUAUGGUUUUCUCCAGGCGUGUCGACCACUUGUGUUUCUCGACAGUAUGCCGUUGAAAUCGAAGUAUCAGGGUACUUUAUUAGCUGCUACUUCUGUGGAUGGGGACGAUGAAGUGUUUCCUCUGGCUUUUGCAGUGGUCGAUGCGGAGACAGAUGAUAACUGGGAAUGGUUCUUGCUUCAGCUAAGAUCUGGCCUAUCCACGUCUUGCCAAAUAACUUGCCAGAUAACUUUCGUUGCGGAUAGACAAAAGAAUCUGCAGGAAUCGAUCCCAAAAGUGUUUGACAAAUCGUUUCAUGCGUAUUGUUUGCGGUAUUUGACCGAUGAGCUCAUCAGAGACUUGAAAGGACCAUUCUCUCAUGAGAUCAAGCGGUUAAUCGUCGACGACUUUUAUUCUGCAGCUUAUGCCCCAAGAGCGGAUUCAUUCGAGAGACAUGUUGAGAACAUCAAAGGCCUCUCACCGGAAGCUUAUGAUUGGAUUGUGCAAAAGAGCCAGCCUGAUCACUGGGCCAACGCUUACUUCCCGGGUGCUCGGUACAACCACAUGACUUCACACUCAGAUAACAACUUGUUCCAAGUCCGUGGAGAGACGUUUGAGCUUGUGAACAUGAAGCAGUGUGACUGUAGCUGCAAAGGGUGGCAGUUAACAGGUUUGCCGUGUCACCACGCGCUCGCGGUUAUCAACUCUUACGGACUUAAUCCAUAUGAUUACUGUUCUAGAUAUUUCACUGUCGAGAACUACAGGGCAACGUAUUCACUGUCGAUAAAUCCAGUUCAGUUAUUAGAAGGAGAGAUGUGUCGAGAGAGUUCCGGAGGUUCGGCAGUGACGGUAACGCCUCCACCAACAAGGCGACCGCCAGGGAGGCCGCCAAAGAAGAAAACGCCUGCGGAAGAAGUGAUGAAGCGGCAGCUACAAUGUAGUCGGUGCAAGGGACUUGGUCACAACAAGUCGACUUGUAAAGACUAUCUUCUUGAAUGCUAG
Camelina sativa (false flax) is the source of this 2139-nucleotide messenger RNA. Lineage: Eukaryota; Viridiplantae; Streptophyta; Magnoliopsida; Brassicales; Brassicaceae. The record is from RefSeq and is a predicted model, not a curated record.